AAAUAAUUCUGCAUCGCAGGCGCACCUCCCCUCCGUUUUCUAGACGAGUGUUCUCGUAAACAACAUGGCUAGCGUUGGUUUAUCGAAGAUUUUAUUCGUUUUACUCGUGACGUACUUCUCAAAAUCUUCCUCCUUAAAUGUUGAAUUUGGAAAGAAAUACGUUUUUAGCGAUAAGACACCGUAUCACUUUUUAAACGAGAGUGUACAAAUACCGAAGAACUAUGAACCAAUAUUCAUAAACAUGAUUAUCAGACACGGUUCUAGAUAUCCUUCAACGCAUCGCGUACAAGGAUUUGAUAAAUACCUUAAAGUAUUAAAUAGGUAUAUUCUGGUGAAUAGAAUGGAAAAUACGACCAUUCCUUCAACCGAAAGACAGUAUUUACCUUGGGAAAUUCCAAUAGAUGUGAAGAACGCCGCUAGCAAGGAAUUAUCGAAGUUAGGUGCGCAAGAAAUGUACGAAAUUGCAAGGCGCGUCCGUGUUAACUUUCCUCAGUUAUUUAACUUUAAUUAUUCCAACAAUAAUUACAGUUUCAUCGCAACUGACAAGUUAAGAUCCAGUCAAAGUGCGGUUUCUUUUGCGCAAGGUCUAUUUGAAUAUCGUGGUAAUGUUGGUGAUUCAAGAUACCAGCCGGUUGCGAUUAAGUCUUCGGGACCAUCACACAGAGAUCGUGUUCUUCGUAUUUAUGAAGCUUGUCCAAAAUGGAGAAACAAGAUUCGCUUCUCAGAAUACCGAAAAUUCUUGUCCGGAGAGCACAUGCGCAAAGUGACUGAAAAUAUUCGAACCAGGCUAAAUUUACACAAUAAAACGUUAUCUCCUCAAGCUGUCGUUGAAAUGUAUUUGAUGUGUGCAUUUGGAACGCAGACCGAUAGCAAAGACGUCAGUCUAUGUUCGUUGUUCAGUGAUGACGAUUUUCGAGUAUUGGAGUACCUGAAUGAUCUCAAAGUAUACUGGAGCUAUGGUUACGGUCGUAAAAUCAAUUCCAGAAUGGCUUGCCUUCUAUAUCGUAAUCUGUUGUUAAGCUUUAAUCAACACAUACAAAUCAGCAAGCCAUAUGGUGUGUUUCAGUUUGCGCAUACGGGGACAGUCGUGCCACUUCUCACUUUGCUAGGUUUGUUUCAAGAUGAGCAACCUCUUCGUUCAGAUAAUUUUCCAACAAUGCAAAACAACAGAACGUUCCGUCCAUCAGAUAUCGUUCCCAUGUCGGCAAAUAUUGCGUUUGUGCUGUACGAUCGCUCUAGAAAUGCAACGAAAUCAAAUCAUGCUCGUUCGAAGUCAUCAUUCUCUCGAAUUUUGAUCCAAGUGCUUGUGAACGAGGUCGUCGUUAAAGUACCUGCUUGCAAAGGCAAGAAAUACUGUCGUCUUAAAAAGUUCGUCGAGUUUUAUUCGUCCUUUGAAAAGAAUUGCAACAUCAGAAAGAUUUGUGGAUCACGUAAAAAUCGCUCGCGUUCACAACGUCGGAAUUUUGAUUGAGAUAUUAAUACAACAUGUGUUGACUUAACACAUGUGUUGAUUGAAAGUUUUAGUGUUUCUGGGGUUGUAUGAUGUAUGUUUUGGUAUGUUUAUGGUUGUAUCAGUUUGAAUAAAUAUGUCACAAUAAAAGAGAAAAUUUGUGAUUUUCUUU
Messenger RNA from Xenia sp. Carnegie-2017, 1622 nucleotides. RefSeq names its product multiple inositol polyphosphate phosphatase 1-like. NCBI's taxonomy places the organism in Eukaryota, Metazoa, Cnidaria, Anthozoa, Malacalcyonacea, Xeniidae. The record is from RefSeq and is a predicted model, not a curated record. Gene Ontology annotation, molecular function: acid phosphatase activity; inositol phosphate phosphatase activity. The transcript has a single exon. The coding region runs from base 65 to 1471 and encodes 468 amino acids.